Molecule: messenger RNA, 564 nt
Organism: Guillardia theta CCMP2712
Lineage: Eukaryota; Cryptophyceae; Pyrenomonadales; Geminigeraceae
Exons: 2
Coding region: 19-465 (148 amino acids)
Cellular component (GO): myosin II complex
Molecular function (GO): calcium ion binding
Source: RefSeq, a predicted model, not a curated record
CAUCUACGGCGGCUAACCAUGGCUGAACAACUCUCUGAAGAACAAAUUGCUGAAUACAAGGAAGCGUUCUCGCUGUUCGACAAGAGCGGCGAUGGUACCAUCACAACAAAAGAUCUAGGAACUGUCAUUCGUGCUCUGGGAAAGAAUCCGACGGAAGCUGAGUUGCAGGACAUUAUCAACGAGGUAGAUCCCAACGGCGAUGGAACUGUUGAUUUCCCUUCUUUCCUCACCAUCAUGGCUCGAAAGAUGAAGGAUCAGGAUACUGAGGAAGACAUCAUUGAGGCUUUCCGCGUCUUUGACAAGGACGGGAAUGGAACUAUCUCAGCAGCUGAGCUACGACACGUUAUGACCAACCUGGGGGAGAAAUUGACUGAUGAAGAGGUCGAUGAAAUGAUCCGUGAAGCCGAUGUCAACGGCGAUGGAAUCAUUGACUACAAGGAAUUCACAAAAAUCAUCCUCAACUAACGCGCAGGAGGACUUCCUGUAGUUUUGUAGCUUCUUAACUUACCCUGUAACUCGUUGAACCGGAAAUUUAAACUAUUUUGAUAAAUCUGCGAAUGUGAG